Molecule: messenger RNA, 789 nt
Organism: Gavia stellata (red-throated loon)
Lineage: Eukaryota; Metazoa; Chordata; Aves; Gaviiformes; Gaviidae
Gene: MIP
Product: major intrinsic protein of lens fiber
Exons: 4
Coding region: 1-789 (262 amino acids)
Biological process (GO): transmembrane transport
Cellular component (GO): plasma membrane; apical plasma membrane
Molecular function (GO): water channel activity
Source: RefSeq, a predicted model, not a curated record
AUGCGGGAGCUGCGCUCGUCCUCCUUCUGGAGGGCCAUCCUGGCCGAGUUCCUGGGCAGCUUCCUCUAUGCUUUGCUGGGGCUGGGGGCCUCCCUGCGCUGGGCCCCGGGCCCCCCCAGCGUGCUGGGGGCCGCCCUGGCCUUCGGGCUGGCCCAGGCCACCCUGGUGCAGAUGCUGGGCCAUGUCAGCGGGGGCCACGUCAACCCGGCCAUCACCCUGGCCUUCCUGCUGGCCUCGCAGCUCUCCGUGCUCCGCGCCCUGGGCUACCUCCUGGCCCAGCUGCUGGGCGCCCUGGCCGGGGCCGGCGUGCUCUACGGGGUGACGCCGGCCCCCGUCCGCGGCACCCUCGGCGUCAGCGCGCUGCACCCCAGCGUGGGCCUGGGCCAGGGCACGGUGGUGGAGCUGCUCCUGACGGCCCAGUUCGUCCUCUGCGUCUUGGCCAGCUUCGACAACCGCUACGACGGGCGCCCGGGCUCGGCCGCGCUGCCCGUCGGCUUCUCCCUUGCCCUCGGCCACCUCUUCGGGAUCCACUACACGGGCGCCGGCAUGAACCCCGCACGCUGCUUCGCCCCCGCCGUCAUCACCCGCAACUUCACCAACCACUGGGUGUACUGGGCGGGCCCGCUGCUGGGCGCGGCGGUGGGCGCGGUGCUGUACGAGUUCGCGCUGUGCCCGCGGCCGCGCAGCCUGGCCGAGCGCCUGGCCGCGCUCAAGGGAGAGCCCCCCGCCGCCGAGGCGCCGCCCGAGCCGCCGGCCGAGCCGCUGGAGCUGAAGAUGCAGGGCCUGUAG